Molecule: messenger RNA, 516 nt
Organism: Parnassius apollo (apollo)
Lineage: Eukaryota; Metazoa; Arthropoda; Insecta; Lepidoptera; Papilionidae
Source: the annotation of a GenBank genome assembly
AUGCUAGAAAAGGAACUUUCGCUUAAAGGCUGGAAUUGGGGUACAGCUAAAUUCAAUGGUGCAGUACUAAGCUUCAAUGUUGGUUCAAACACUGCUUUUGAAAUACCUUUACAUUAUGUUUCACAAUGUAACACUGGCAAAAAUGAAGUUACACUUGAAUUUCAUCAGAAUGAUGAUACUCCUGUCUCAUUGAUGGAGAUGCGUUUUCAUAUACCAACAAAUGAGCUGGCAGGUGACAUGGAUGCUAUUGAAGCUUUCCACCAACAGGUUAUGAACAAGGCUAGCGUUAUAUCAGUUUCUGGAGAUGCUAUUGCCAUCUUUAGAGAACUACAGUGUCUCACUCCUCGUGGUCGCUAUGACAUCAAGGUGUUCCAGACUUUCUUCCAACUCCAUGGUAAAAGAUUUGAUUACAAAAUUCCAAUGUCAACUGUACUAAGACUCUUCCUGCUGCCACAUAAGGACACUAGGCAAAUGUUUUUUGUGGUAUCACUGGACCCACCUAUCAAACAAGGUUAA